GAGGUCCCAGAGAGAAUUACAACUUGUUGCCAUUACCUCUUCAUACCGAAUUUGCAAAUUGUCAUUCAAGUACCGACUUUAGGGUAACAGCCUACCGGUAGGAUACUUCAUUUACUACUGUAUACCGCCACCCUCUGGAUGGGUAACUUUUUGGACAACACAAGAAAAGAGUUGAUGUACUUUUUGGAAAGAAGUCAGACGUAUUUCCACUGGAAAGCCCUUGGAGGGAUGCUGUUCAUAACAACAUGGAAACAAGAUAUGUCUCAGUCAUUGUGCUUCUAAGUGUCUUCUGUUGUUGGACUUACAGCCAAGAACUAAAUCCCAGCGGCAGAAAUGUAUGCAAAACUGGAUCUGACAGGCUCCAAUGCUGUAGUGGCUGGGCACAGCAAGGAGAUGAGUGCUUAAUACCAAUUUGUGAGGGUAACUUCACCUGCAAAGAGAAUGAAGUUUGUGUGCGACCCCACGAAUGCCGCUGUCGUCAUGGUUAUUUUGGAGCCACUUGUGAUAUGAAAUGUCCGUUCAAGUUCUGGGGGCCUGACUGCAAGGGUAAGUGUGAUUGCCAUCCCAACGGGAGGUGCGAUGAUGUCACUGGGGCCUGCACCUGUAACCCUGAUCGCUGGGGGCCAAACUGUGAGCGAGCCUGCGGCUGCCAGAAGGGCCAAUGCAACCAGGAGACAGGCGCUUGUACGUGCUACACAGGCUAUUGGGGCCCUCAGUGCUCUAACAACUGUUUCUGCAGAGUAAACUCUAUGUGUGAUGUGGGAACAGGCCAGUGCCACUGCAAUCCUGGCUGGUAUGGGAGGAACUGCGGUGCCAAGUGUGCCUGCAACGCCUCUCCAUGUGACCAGCUCAGCGGCCGCUGCAAGUGUCGAGAGCGUCUGUGGGGUACUCACUGCGAGCACAAGUGCCAGUGUCUCUAUGGACGCUGUAACCCGGCGGAUGGAUCGUGCACCUGCAAGCCAGGAUUCAGAGGGAAGUUCUGCAGGGAGACGUGUCCAGCUGGAUUCUACGGACAAAAUUGCAGAAACAGGUGUGGUCACUGCAAAGGCCAGCAGCCCUGCAUGGUGGCAGAGGGACAUUGCAUCGCAUGUGAAAGCGGUUGGAAUGGCACAAGGUGUGACCAGACGUGUACUCCUGGGUUCUUUGGUGAAAACUGCAAGGACGUUUGCCCAUCCUGUAAAGACGGACACUUCUGCAACCGCAUCAAUGGCAAAUGCCCCCACUGCAACCCUGGAUGGAUGGGUGAUCGAUGUGAGGUCAAGUGCCCAAAUGGAACCUAUGGAGAGAACUGUGUCAAUGACUGCAACAGCUGCUUCAAUGGGAUGUGUCACUUCGCCACAGGAAAUUGUCUCUGUAAUCCUGGCUUCUCUGGUGCCUACUGUAAUGUGAGCUGUUCAGCGGGUCAGUAUGGGCUUAACUGUACCCAGACCUGUUCCUGCCAUGACAACAACUGCAACAUAGUGACUGGAGCAUGCAACCUACAGCCUAACCAGAGGAUGGGUGUGAUGGCAGCAGGGGUGCUGGUCACCUGUCUCCUGCUCCUCUCCUUGCUGUGUUGCUGCUGUGUCUGCAGACAGAAUGACCCUGAGAAAAGGUCCAAAAGAAGACUAUGUGGAGGGUUCACACGAAUCAGCUCUAAACUUCCUCGUAUCCCACUGAGACGGCAGAAGCUACCCAAAGUUGUUGUGUCCCACCAUGACCCUGAGAAUACUUUCAACUGUAGUUUCAUUGAGCCCCCCUCUGCAGUGGAGCAACCCACCGCCUCCGGGUCAUCCAGAGCGUCCUUCUCUUCCGUAGAGACCACAGAGGAUGGACAUGUCUAUGCUGUGCCUGACGAGAACAAAAAGAAAGGGGACAGAAUCAACACAACAGAAACUACAGUACUAGCUGAUGAUGAUGUCUCUGAGGUAGACACAUUGCCAGAGGACAGGGAUAUGACUGAGCAGGCUUCAGUUAACACCAGUGAGCUGCCACUCCAGAAGUCAUCAGAGAGUGAGGGCUCCUGCAGUGGCACAGAGUCAGCCACCAGCACCCUCUGCCUCAGGGUGUCUGCCCCUCAGCCACCACAGCAGUCCAGCAAGGAGCCAGAGAACAAUGGAGGGUCAAACAACGUCAAAUAUAAUGGAAAGCCUAUAGCUGCUGAGAGGAUUAAACCACAGCCACCAGACCCCUCCACCAAGCCCAAGCUCUCCUGGAUCCAUGCAUCUCCUGGGCCAAAUCAGAAUCAGAUAAGUCAGGAAGAGACUGUGGCUGAGGAUAACAUUUGUUCCAGAAAGAAAGCCAGCAAGCAGCGAGCUCCCAACGCCCCAGAGUCUGCAGGUACAGAUGGGGCCAGCUCCCUAGGUGAGAAGAAGCCUAAUAAAAGCAGACCAGGUCUGUUGCAGAUAGAGCACAUCAAUGGGGCAGUGCAGAGUGUCCUGAGGAAAAUGGGCAAUUUCCGUGUUGACCGGAAAGCUGCAAUCCCGAAAGAGUCCCCAGAGAAGAGGCCCAGCUUAUCCCUAAACAGGGAGGUUAACCAACCGAACAUACACUCUGAGGUAGCCUCCCUCUUAACUGCUCAGCUGAAGGAGAAGACUCAGAGUCUGAACAGGAGCGAGAACGGCAGCUGUGAGGAGAGCCUGUCUCACCUCCAGGUCCAGAGAAAGAAGCCCACCCCGCCCCAAAAGACCUCGGGCACCCAGCCUGGAGCUGGAAAGGAUUUGCUUCCCACAUCCGACAGCUCACAGAAGCCUCUGCCAGAUAGUCCAUCUAAAGAAGCCAAAUACCAAGAGAAACAAGACUCUAACAACUCUGAAAGCAGCUCAGAUAAGGGAGAGCCCAAAAAUAAGACCCCAAUGAAAAAGCCUCCUCGGAAAAAGAGCAAGGAAGGUAAUGUAGAGUCAAAAAUACAGACUACUGCUCCAAAGGUUGCAGUGAUGCCACCAAAGGCUGCAAAUUAGCACAGCCAGUCUGGAUGUUUCUCAAUUCUGGAAAAACAAUGACGCACAUGUUGUGAUGCUUGAAAUAAUUUAUUGGACACAUGUUUCAUUGUGUUUAGCACCAAAUCGAAUAACGAUGGAAUCUUUUCCCUUGGGUGGAUGUUUUUGAUCUUGAGAAACGUUAUUAUACAAUGCAGUAUUCUUUAUAUUUUAACUUUUUAUAUUCCUUCACUUUAGUUAUUGUAAAAUCAAUAUAUUAGUAAAAGUGCUAAGACAUCAGAAUAA
Messenger RNA from Salmo salar (Atlantic salmon), 3203 nucleotides. RefSeq names its product scavenger receptor class F member 2. Gene Ontology annotation, molecular function: scavenger receptor activity; protein binding. Gene Ontology annotation, cellular component: focal adhesion. Gene Ontology annotation, biological process: heterophilic cell-cell adhesion. The record is from RefSeq and is a predicted model, not a curated record. Lineage: Eukaryota; Metazoa; Chordata; Actinopteri; Salmoniformes; Salmonidae.